Messenger RNA from Didymodactylos carnosus, 468 nucleotides. The record is from the annotation of a GenBank genome assembly. Lineage: Eukaryota; Metazoa; Rotifera; Eurotatoria; Philodinida; Philodinidae.
AUGUUGAUUCUUAUUCAAGUUUCAACUAUUUUGUUUUUAGUACCCUAUUGUUUAUGUACGAACACUUACCUUUCUGGUAAAACCGUUCCAUCAGAUUGGUCUACAACAAAUGGCGAUUAUGUUUAUCGAAUUGUGGUACGAGCUAAUAUGAAUGAAAUUGUUCAUCAUUCAAUAUCAAAAAGUUUAUCUAUACGUUUGAAAAGUGUUCACGGUAAUCAGACAAAUUGGAUACCAUUAACGAUUAUUUAUGAUCGAUCUGAUGUUGGCAAAAAUUUGUAUGAAUACUAUUUAGCAAUACAAGAUAUUGGUGAAAUUAAAAGUAUCUAUAUUCAUGGACACUCCACAAAUUUGGGAUAUCUAACAUUGGUUUGCAUCUACAGCAAUCGAAAUUCAAAAGUAUUAAUUGGAUGUGCUGAUAUCACAUGUCGAUGUUCAAAAAAAGAAUUUCAUUUAAUACCACAACAUUAA